UUGCUGCGCAUGCGCGGUCAAAAAUGAACGAAUCACUCUCUCAAACAACUCUUUGUUCCCGAGUCAUAUUAAAGAUUCGUUCAAAGUGAACGAAUCCUUUAUGAACGACACAUCACUCUCUGGGACGCAGUCCACAGUGAGCGCCUGAUACUUCCCGUUACAUAGUCCCGUUACUUACACACACACACACACACACACACACAGCCAGAGGAUGAGACGAAGGGAAGGACAGCAUGUUCACGACUUCUGCACGGAUUAUAACGCAUUGAGUGUUAAAACAAUGAUUUUACUCCUGAACUGGUGGAUUACAGUAAUAACUUUUACAGCUAUGCCCUGGUGUGAGGCGGUGCAGGUGAAUGUGCGGGACAAUCGCCGUUUCGCCCUGCUUUUCCAGUCGGUGGUUUUGCCAUGCCAGUACACAAGCUCCUCUACCCAUACGCCAGUGGUGCAGUGGUGGUACAAGUCGUACUGCCGUGACCGCACACGUGACGCACUCAGCUUUCCAGAGUCUCUGGGAGUCAGGGGGUCUGAACUGGGGGCCUCCUCCCAUCUGGACUGCAGCGACAACAGCCGGACGGUUCGGGUUGUGGCCUCCGGGCAGGGAUCCUCUCUCACCAUUGCUGAUUACUACAAAGACAGAGACAUCUCCAUUAUUAACAAGGCUGACCUGCGCAUUGGAGAGUUGCGAUGGGGUGACAGUGGUGUUUAUUACUGCAAGGUGGUGAUCGCGGAUGACUUGGAGGGCCCGAAUGAAGGUCAUGUGGAGCUCCUGGUUCUGGGUCAGACAGGUGUGGCUGACGAUCUCCUGCCUGAGAUAGAUCUGGAGAUUAUGCCAGAGUGGGUGUUUGUGGCAGUUGUAGUCCUGGGUGGUGUCUUGUUCUUCGUCCUGGCGGGCGUGUGCUGGUGUCAGUGUUGUCCUCACUCCUGCUGCUGCUACGUGCAAUGCUGCUGUUGCCCUAAAACCUGCUGUUGUCCUCGCCACUUGUAUGAAGCAGGAAAAGGCAUAAAGACAGCCACCGUGCCAGUACCAAUCUACCCUCCGUACUACGUACAAGGCAUGCCCGCCAUGGUGCCCAUCUCUCCUCCCUCUCUAAUUGAGCCCAAGAUGUCUACUGCACCAUCCAUCGAUAAUAAUAUCUCUUCAACUCAGCAGUCAUUAGUGCACAGUGUGUAUCGUCUCCAGCCUACGCCGGAUCAGAAUUCACUGAAGGUGCUGCAGUAUGUGGAAAGACAACUGGCACAUUUCAACCCUUCUAAGACCCUCAGCAGUCAUGAUUCUUGCAGUGCGUCAGAAGUUAGUUCCUUACAUGAAGCAGAGACAGAUUUCCACCAGGCUUAUCGGAAGGUUCAGAAGAAAGCACUUCCAGCCAUUCCUGAUAUGGACGACCGUCCAGACAUACUGAGUAGAGAAAUGUCUCCAGUGCAUGCACAAACGUCCGUUCGACAUCCUCAUCAUCGAGUGAAGGAAGAUUACCCAAGGUGGAACCCGCGUUCUGAGCACCUCCAGAGGAAGGCAUUCCAAAUGGGAGGACGCACCGGCUCCCUGGAUGAGCUUGAGGAAUUUGCCAUGAGCUAUGUGCAGCGCCGCCGCCAUGACGACUGUAGUGAUGACGAGGCCGAUUACAUGACGUGCGCAAAACAAAGGCAGUGUGAACACGAGCGAGAACGGCGGAGAGAACGGGAGCUGGAGCGUAACCAUCAUCCACAUUACAGCUCCAAACGUUAUUAUCCUAAAGAUGUCCAAGACAGACCUCGUCCUGCAAGUCCUCCUGCUGUACCAGGAAAUCCAAAGAGACGAGGUACAGGGGACAGCAAUCUUCGUCGUGAAGCCAAUGCAUGGGAUUCGAGAAGGCAGGAAGUUGCAUGUGGGCAGGACUAUGAUGAUGCCCUCCUUAAUAGCUUAUUGGAACGCAAAGCAAAAGCUGGGAGGAGCUUGUCUUCGAAAAGUGGCUGGAACGAGGAAGAAUCAGACAGGCCCUCCAAGAAUAGCUCUCAAAAGAGCUGCCACAGUCAUUCACCUAGCAAUAGAUCAGCUAGCAACCGACCAGCAGAGGAGGACGAGUCGUUGCCUCCAUACGCAGAAAGGGAACCAGAACGUUUCCGUGGGGCCGUGAACUCCCACCAACCUUUGACCUCCACACGCUCCAGAAAAGAACAGGAAAAUAGAGAGGAACUGAAUAGGCCGCGUAAAGUGAACACACUCCUAAGCAGAGAUUCACUCAUAGUCUGACCAGCAAAGGCAGGUCUCACACGCUCUUGCUCUCCAUCCAGCAUCUGUAGGCUUCCCACGCUGCGCACUGAUCUUCACACUUAUAAAUGCUUAUUGGAGGUCAGACAUCCUGGAAUGCUCAGAGGAUUAAAACGAGGACAAGUAUUUAUUACAGCAAUAUCCAAACUGUGCUGGAAAAGCUUGACUUAACUAAGAAGCUUUGUUUUCUUAAAUAAAACAACUGUUACUUAUCUGGACUAUGACAGCCAAGAAGCCUGUAACUGGAAAGCCAACGGAGCUACAGUUUUAUGAAGACGAGAGAUCAAAGAUGACUUUUUGGUAGUAUUUUAUUUGACGGUACCUCCGAACUAUUAUUCUUUUUGUUCAAGUUGUUCAGUUCACGAGGAACUUCUGCAACCAUACUAAGUGGACAUAAGUAAAAAUGAACUGGUGGGACAGUAUCGGUUUAUUUGAUCAGGUAGAACACAUGCUGUCAUUACAGAAACAUGAUGGAGCAUCGUGAGUAAUGAACGCCUUACAGAGGCUGAUAGUGACAUAAGCAUAAUGGGCCUCAAUUGUGCACGGCGAACACACAAGUCUUUGUGAUGACACACAAGCAUGAUUUCACUCAACGUUACCAGGAGUCCAUGUUGCUGUGUGAGAUCAGACAGCGGAUGACGUUGUGCAUCUUUUGUGGGUCCUGAGAUUUGCUUCCCACUUUGACAUAAUGUGCCAACAAACAGUGCCACAUGUGCUAUAUAAUCUGGAAAAAUGUAUUUAUUAUUUUUUUUACAUAAUUUGUCAAUGUCCGUUUUAAUACAAAAGGAAUAAUUGAGAAACUUGACAAUUGUUAACAUUAAUAUUAUGCCUUUUUGCCUGUGAAGACUUUUCUGUUUAUGCCUACAUAUGUGUACAUUAGUGCUAUACCCAGUCUUGUUCUUUAUAUUUAACACUAAAUCAUAUCAUUAACUUAAUUAACGCUUUUAGAGGAAUAUGCCAGCUCUUUUGAACCGAAUCUCUAUAAAUUGAUUGCGUCUAGAAUGUGAAUAUAGUGCAUAGACUGCAUACCACUGACAAGAACUGACACGUUUACCUGUACCGAGAAAAGAACUGAAAACCUGCUUACUUGAAACUAACGUAUUAUAGAUGUCUAAUAAAAGAUAUUGGUCAGUAAUGAUAAAAAUGUUCAUAUAUAGUAGCGCAAAAUAAAAACUACAGCUAACUAUUUCAUUCAUUCGUAAUUAGUAACUGCUUUCUCCUCAUUGCAGAGCCGUACGCAAAGCCGGAAUACACACUGAAUGAGAUGACAGUCCAAUGCAGGGCAUUAUACUCACACACACAUACACACGAUUCCAUCCAUGCAUCUAUUUUCCAUACUGAUUAUCCUACACAGGGUCACGGGGAGCCUGGAGUCUGGAGCCUAUCCCAGGGGAUUCGGGGCACCCUGGACAUGUUCUGCAUUCACACACUACAGACAAUUUGGAAAUUCCAAUCAGUCUGCAACGCGUGUCUUUGUACUGGGGGAGGACACCGGAGUACCCAGAAGAAACCCCCGAAAAACGGGGAGAACAUGCAAACUCCGCACACACAGGGCGGAGGCAGGAUUUAAACCCCCAACCCCAGAGGUGCAAGGCAAACCUGCUAACCACAAAUAAUAAUAAUAAUAAUUGCUUACAUUUAUAUAGCACUUUUCUAGACACUCAAAUCAAAGCGCUUUACAUAGUAUGUAUGUGUGUGUGUGGGAGGGG
Messenger RNA from Ictalurus furcatus (blue catfish), 3957 nucleotides. RefSeq names its product immunoglobulin-like domain-containing receptor 2. The transcript is spliced from 10 exons. The record is from RefSeq and is a predicted model, not a curated record. The coding region runs from base 281 to 2230 and encodes 649 amino acids. Gene Ontology annotation, cellular component: membrane. Lineage: Eukaryota; Metazoa; Chordata; Actinopteri; Siluriformes; Ictaluridae. Gene Ontology annotation, biological process: pancreas development.